AUGUUAACAAAUCGCAGAGGUUCACACAAAAAAUUAGGUUUUUUUUUUUUUGCACAAUUAGUUUGUAUUACAAAUGGAAAUUCAAUUUUAUAUGAUGUAUUUCAAAAUCAAUCAUAUACUGGAUAUGUUUCAUCGGAUUUGGAAUGUAGUUUUAAUUUUAAAUACUUAUUAUUUGAUAAUUCCGAUCCAAUUACACCUCCAAUAAUUUUAUCAAGCGAUGCUAUUUUAAAUUCCUUUAUUGUUGAAGGUGAAAAAAUUUCAGCAUAUCAAUUUAUUUAUUCAUUUUCUAUAAAAAUUGAAAGUGCACAAACAAAUAUAAAUUUAACAAUUCAAAAUAAUAAUAAUUCAUAUUACCAAUUAAAAUUAAAUUGUAUAUCUUCAGAUAAUUCUUCAUUGUACAUAAAGUUUUUAAAUGAAUACCCAUUCAUUUCAGCAAAUAAAUAUUAUUCAAUAAUAGAAUCAAAUACAGAAGGAAAGGAUAAAUUAGUUUCAAAUGAAGGUGUAGCAACAUUAAUUACAGGUAAUCAAUAUGAAUUUAUUUGGGACCCUGAAUAUAUUGAAAAAUAUAUAUAUAGUCAAACUUGGGAUGCUUCAUUUACAUUUUAUCCUAAUAAUAUUAUAGUUUCAUCAAAAAAUCCAUUUUAUUAUAAAAAUGAAAAUGUUAAUAUUGACGAUAUUAAAUAUUAUCCAAAUUCAAUCAAUGUAAAAGAAUCAGGAAAUGGAUUAUCACCAGUGAUGACUUUUGUUACAAACUCUACAGAUAAUUACCCAUAUCAAUAUAUUCCAAUUUCACCAUCCAUCUAUACAAAUUGUGUCCCAAUAUUUGGAAAUGCCAAUAAAAUGACAUAUUCUGUUUUAUUAAGUGAUAAAAGGUUAGUUGAGAAUGAUAGUUAUUCUUUUAAAUUUGCUACUUCAAAUUCAUUACAACCAAUAAUUACUACUUUAACAACACCAAUUUUUAAUAUUACUGAUUUUACACCAGAUAGUAAUAUAUUAACAAAAUUGAUUUUUUAUGCAAAUAUAAAAGAAAAUUAUGAUAGUGCUCUAUUUAAUCCAACUAUUGAUGGAUGUGGUUAUUUUGAUUUUCAAUUUCAAUUCCAAUCAAAUUCAUUUAUUAGAGGUUUCCCAUUUGGUUAUGUUUCAAGAUUAUUAAGUGGUAGUUGUACAUUUAAAUUUGCAUUUCCAUUUUUUUCAUGGAGUCAAAGUCAAACUCAAUAUUUUUCAAAUGGUUUUUAUCCAUUCUUUAAAUUAGAUGAAAGUUCAUCCAUUCCCAUCAAUAUCAUUUCAUCAAUGAUUAAUGAUACAUCACCACCAGAAAUUAUAAGAUAUGAAUUUAUUCAAUUAUCAGGACCACUAUUUGUUUUAAAAUUAGAUAUAACUGAUGAAUCUGGUGUAUCAAAAGUUUUUAUUGAUCAAAAUUCAUCACCAUUUGAAAUUUAUACAGGAUCAAAAUCAUUAACAUAUGGUACCAUUUUCAAUGGUACUUGGCAUUUACGUAUUAAUGCAUUAUUACCAAUUAAAAUUAUAGUUUCUGAUAUACAUUAUAAUGAAAGAAUAAUUAAUGAAGGUGACAUUUUAAUUAUUUCACCAUCAUUAUUAAUUUUCAAUUUACCUUCAAGUUUUAAAAGUGUUAUAAAUUAUAGUAAUAUCAAAAAUUUAACAUUUUCAACAAAUAAUAUUGAUUUAACAAAUUAUAACUCAUAUAAUUAUAUAAGAUUUAGUUUAACUGAUGAUAUACCAAUUGGAAAACCGAUGGCAUUUAGGUUAAUGGAUCCAAUUUCAUAUAAAUAUAAUUAUAAUAAUAAUAAUAAUAAUAAUAAUAAUAAUCAAGAUCAAAACUUAAGUUUUGAUGUGGAUUCAUUAUUUCCAAUCAUUUGGGAUGAAACUUUAAAUUUAUAUGAAGCUUGGUUUAUUCUUCCAAAAUUAAAUCUAUUUGGUAAUAUUCAAUAUUCAAUUAUUACAAGUUCUAAAACCUCAUUAUUAAGUGGUUUUUUACCAACUCAACUUACCGUAACUUUAACAAAUUUAGAUAAUUUAGGGCCAAUGGUUACAAAUAUUAAAUCAGUUGGUGGAGGUUGGUUAUUUACUAUUCAAGAUGACUUUAAUGGAUUUAAUAAAGGAUUUAUUAAAUUAAUUGGAAAUUUAGAUAAAUCAACUUUUAAAAAGAAUUUUACAUCAAUCAAUAUAGAUUCUGGAAAUUUAUUAAAUGGAAUUUAUUUCCUUAAUUUUACUUUACCAUCAAUAGAACAAUCCUAUAGAAUAGUUUAUUUAGAAUUGGAAGAUAUAAAUGGUAUAAAAUCAAUUUAUAAUAUUUUUGAAAAAAAUCCAUCUCCAAUUAAUAACCCUUUAAGAUCAUUUUUAAAUUCAACAACUCCAUCUAAUUUAACAAAGGCUGAAACUCCUGAUUUUUCAAUAACAUUAGUAGCUACUGGACCUAAUCCUACAUCAACUGUUUUUAGUGGUAUAGCAACAACAACAACAACAACAAGUAGUGUUAGAGUUUCAAGUAACCAUUUAUUAAAAAAUCAAAACAAUAAUAAUAAUGGAGGAUAUGGAGAAAAUUCAAAGAAAAAAAGAAAUUUAAAGUCAAUUCUAUCAAAUCUAACAUUUAAUGCAUCAUUAAAUAUUAAUGAAUCAAUUGAUGUUGGUGAUAUUAGUAGAACAAUUUCAUUUGAUUUUCAAGUAACCGAUACCAUCUAUGGUUUAAGAUCUGAUCAAUUACCAAUUGUUUAUAUAGUUGGAAUGAGAUUAGAAACUUUUGAAUGUCAAUCAAAAAUUCAAUCAAUUAUAAGUAAUAAAAGUAUAGUUUAUCAUUGUGAUGCAAAUUUACCAUUGGGAUUCGGUUAUCCAGGCCAAUUAUCCUAUUCACUUUAUGGUAUACUUAAUGUUAAUGGUGAUUAUGUUGGUUAUUCAAAUGUAGAUUUAACAUCAAUUGCUCCAAAUUAUUAUUAUGUAAAUACUGAAUUAUCAAUGAAUAAAACUGUAAUUAUAUCAACUGAAAAAAUUACAACAUUGGGUGGUAGAUUAAUCAUUUUUUGUAAAAAUGGAGAAUUUGUAACAGAAUCGUAUGUUACCUAUGGAAAUGGUACAACUCAACGUGGCCAAGUGCUUUUCGCUUCACCUCUUGUAGUAAUAAUUAAUAUAUCACCAACUUUUUUAGAUUUUAAUGUUUAUUUAAUAAGAAAUAAUACCGAACUUUCAAAUACAGUUACAGUUUCACCAAUACUAUUCACUCCUUCAAAUGCACCAACCUUACCACCAACAUCAACUCCAACUCCAACAUCAACUCCAACUCCAUCAUCAACAUCAAAACCAAAAUGUUUAGGUAAUCCACAAUGUGGUGGAAUUAAUAAAGGUACAUGUGGUUCAAAUGGUGAAUGUAUAUGUUUCUCUCCGUGGAUUGGUUUAGAUUGUUCGUCACAACUCAUUAUAUUACCACAACCAAUUACAAAUACAUCACAACCAACUACAGAAAUACCAAUUACAGGUGAAGGUACAAAUAAUGUUUUAUUUAAAUCAUUGGUAUCAAUUGUUUCCUUAAGGGAAUUAGACUUUGAUGGUAAACAAAUUAAAAUAUUUAUAUUUGAUAGUUGGGUAUUCAAUCAAAUUUCAUCAACAAAGAGUCAAUAUUAUACAAACAUAACAACAACAACAACAACAACAACAACAACAACAACAACAACAACAACAACAACAACAACAACAACACCAUCUAAUUCACCAAUUAUAGUUAAUAUUAAUGUUAUAAUUGAAUGGUUUAAUGAGAGCACAAGUAUUGAAUUUGCAAAACAAAAAUUAAUAAUGAACCCAUCAACAAUUAAAUUUACUAUUGAAAUAACAGAAUAUCCUUUUUCAAGCAAAUUAAGUCAACUUCAAUUAGUAAUGUCAGCAUUAUUCGAAUCUGAAGAUAAAGGUGUUUGUUCAGUUAAAAACUUUGAUGAUUUUAAUGAUAAUAACUAUUUAAAAAUUCAAAUUGAAAAUCGUUCAUUAUAUGGUAGAUUUAUAAAGAGAGCACUUUUAGAUAAUACAUCAACUUCCAUUUCAAAUGUUUUAUUGGGUAGUGAUUUCAAUGAAAUUGGGAUCGAUGAAAAUUAUAACAUUAAAUCAUAUGUUGGCAUAACUAUUCCACAAUAUUCAAAAUUAGCUCAAAUUGAUCCAGAUUUUAGUUUAAUUUUAGAUCCAGAUUCUGCAAACGAUAAUCCAAAUUCAGUGUGUAACCAAAAAUCUGGUUUAUCAACAAUUAAAAUAGUUGGUAUUGUUAUAGGCUCAUUUGUAUUCUUGGCCGCAAUUGUUUUUGCAAUAUCAUAUAGAUUUUACAAGAAAAAAUUAAAUAAAAAGUUGUUGAGUAACUUUGCAGUUAGAUUAAAACAACACAACAAAGAAUAA
Dictyostelium discoideum AX4 is the source of this 4386-nucleotide messenger RNA. RefSeq lists its product as hypothetical. Lineage: Eukaryota; Evosea; Eumycetozoa; Dictyosteliales; Dictyosteliaceae. The coding region runs from base 1 to 4386 and encodes 1461 amino acids. The transcript is spliced from 8 exons. The record is from RefSeq and is a predicted model, not a curated record.